CGGAGGAGCAGUGCGGAGCGGGUGGGACGAGCGGAGGCGCCGGGACCAGCAGCGGGACGGUCGCUAACUGCCGUGUUCCCUCCCCUCAGGCGAGCGGGCGCGGCCGGGCGGGGCGCAGGCGGAGCGGAGCGCGGAGGAGGAGGAGGCGGAGGCGGAGCAGGGCUGCGCCAUGAGCACGCAGGCGCGGGGCCAGGGCGGGCGCAGAGCGACCGAUCCUGACGGCGAGAUGCCGGCCACCGAGAAGGACCUGGCGGAGGACGCGCCCUGGAAGCGGAUCCAGCAAAACACCUUCACCCGCUGGUGCAACGAGCACCUGCGCUGCGUCAACAAGCGCAUCGGCAACCUGCAGCACGACCUCAGCGAUGGGCUGCGCCUCAUCGCCCUGCUGGAGGUCCUCAGCCAGAAGCGCAUGUACCGCAAGUACCACCAGCGGCCCACCUUCCGCCAGAUGCAGCUGGAGAACGUCUCCGUGGCCCUCGAGUUCCUGGAGCGGGAGAGCAUCAAGCUCGUCUCCAUCGAUAGUAAAGCCAUAGUUGAUGGGAACUUGAAGUUGAUCCUUGGCCUGAUAUGGACCCUUAUCCUCCACUACUCCAUUUCCAUGCCAGUGUGGGAGGAUGAAGGUGAUGAUGAUGCAAAGAAGCAGACCCCUAAGCAGAGGCUGCUGGGCUGGAUCCAGAACAAAAUUCCUUACUUGCCAAUCACAAACUUCAAUCAAAACUGGCAGGAUGGCAAAGCACUGGGGGCUCUUGUUGACAGCUGUGCUCCAGGCCUGUGCCCUGACUGGGAGACCUGGGACCCAAGGAAACCUGUUGACAAUGCCCGGGAAGCCAUGCAGCAGGCAGACGACUGGCUGGGCGUGCCACAGGUUAUUACCCCCGAAGAAAUUAUCCACCCUGAUGUGGAUGAGCACUCUGUAAUGACUUACCUGUCCCAGUUCCCCAAAGCCAAGCUCAAGCCAGGGGCUCCUUUAAAACCCAAACUGAAUCCAAAGAAAGCAAGAGCUUAUGGCAGAGGGAUUGAGCCUCAUGGGAACAUGGUGAAGCAGCCUGCCAUCUUCACGGUAGACACCAUCAGUGCUGGGCAGGGAGACUUGAUGGUCUUUGUAGAGGAUCCAGAAGGAAACAGAGAGGAGGCAAAGAUAACGCCUUCCAGUGACAAGAACAAGACCUAUUCGGUUCAAUAUGUGCCAAGGGUUACUGGACCUCACAAGGUUUCAGUCCUAUUUGCUGGGCAGCACAUCUCAAAGAGCCCAUUUGAAGUGAAUGUUGACAAAGCCCAGGGAGAUGCAAGCAAAGUAACAGCAAAGGGACCAGGGCUGGAGGCGACAGGGAAUAUUGCCAACAAGCCUACCUACUUUGACCUCUACACAGCAGGUGCAGGUGUGGGUGACGUGAUUGUGGAAGUGGAGGAUCCUCAGGGGAGAGGCCUUGUUGAAGUUGCAGUAGAAGACAAAGGCAACCAAGUCUAUCGUUGCACCUACAAACCUGUUCAAGCUGGUCCUCACAUUGUCAAAGUGACUUUUGCAGGAGAGGCAAUUCCCAAAACUCCUUGCACGGUGCUCGUCGGAGAGGCUUGCAAUCCAAAUGCGUGCCGUGCCACCGGCAGAGGCCUGCAGCCCAAGGGCGUCCGCAUGAGGGAAACGGCUGACUUCAAGGUUGACACAAGAGCAGCAGGGAGUGGAGAUCUUGGAGUGACUAUAAAAGGACCAAAGGGCUUGGAGGAGCUGGUGAAACAAAAAGGCUUUAUGGAUGGUGUAUAUGCAUUUGAAUAUUAUCCAGCUACCCCAGGGAAGUAUGUUGUCACGAUUACAUGGGGCGGGCACAACAUCCCAAAAAGCCCCUUUGAAGUUCAAGUGGGCCAUGAAGCAGGUCCUCAGAAAGUGCGAGCCUGGGGGCCAGGACUGCAUGAGGGGGUUGUUGGCAAAUCAGCUGACUUUGUGGUGGAGUCUAUUGGCACAGAAGUUGGCUCUCUUGGCUUUGCAAUAGAAGGCCCUUCUCAGGCUAAAAUUGAAUGUGAUGACAAGAAUGAUGGCUCCUGUGAUGUGAAGUAUUGGCCCAAAGAGCCUGGUGAAUAUGCUGUGCACAUCAUGUGCGAUGAUGAGGACAUAAAAGACAGCCCUUACAUGGCCUUCAUCCGACCGGCUUCAGGAGACUUUAACCCAGACAAGGUGAAGGCUUAUGGCCCCGGCUUGGAGAGGACUGGCUGUAUAGUGAACAAUCCUGCUGAGUUCACAGUUGAAACCAAGGAUGCUGGGAAAGCACCUCUAAAGAUGUAUGCUCAGGAUGGAGAAGGAAACCCUAUCGAUAUCCAGAUAAAGAGCAAGCCUGAUGGUGUAUUUGCCUGUUCCUAUGUGCCAGUUAAACCAAUCAAACAUACAAUUUCUGUUGUCUGGGGAGGAGCCAAUGUGCCCAAUAGCCCAUUUAGGGUCCUUAUUGGUCAAGGGAGUCAUCCUCAGAAAGUGAAAGUGUUUGGACCUGGGGUGGAGAGAACUGGCCUGAAAGCCAAUGAGCCGACUCACUUCACUGUUGACUGCACAGAUGCAGGAGAAGGUGAUGUCAGUGUUGGAAUUAAGUGUGAUGCUCGUGUAGUCAGCGAUGAGGAAGAAGACAUAGAUUUUGACAUCAUCCACAAUGCUAAUGAUACCUUCACAGUGAAGUAUGCGCCACCGGCCGCCGGGCGCUACACUAUUAAAGUGCUUUUUGCAGGAGAGGAAAUUCCUGCCAGCCCAUUCAGAGUUAAAGUGGACCCCUCGCAUGAUGCCAGCAAAGUGAAAGCUGAAGGACCUGGGUUGAACAAAACUGGCGUGGAAAAUGGCAAGCCAACACACUUCACUGUGUUCACCAAGGGAGCUGGAAAAGCGCCGCUGGAUGUGCAGUUCAGCAGCCCAGUGCCAGGAGAGGCAGUGACAGAUCUGGAUGUCAUUGACAACUAUGACUAUUCCCACACUGUUAGGUACACUCCAAUCCAGCAGGGUCCAAUGAAAGUUUUGGUAACUUAUGGUGGUGAUCCUAUCCCUAAAAGCCCUUUCACUGUCAGUGUUGCUGCUCCACUGGACCUGAGCAAAGUUAAAGUCAAUGGACUCGAAAACAGAGUGGAAGUAGGGAAGGAUCAAGAAUUUGUAAUUGACACCAAAGGAGCUGGUGGGCAAGGGAAACUGGACGUGAAUAUUUCUAGUCCUAUGAGGAAAGCUGUGCCAUGUCUGGUGGAACCAGUUCUGGGUAAGGAGUGCAGCACUGCAAAAUAUAUCCCAAGGGAAGAAGGACUCUACAUGGUGGAUGUGAGUUACGAUGGCAACCCAAUCCCAGGGAGCCCUUAUACGGUAGAGGCCACACUACCUCCAGACCCUUCCAAGGUAAAAGCUCAUGGUCCAGGUCUUCGAGGGGGCCUGGUUGGGAAACCAGCCCAAUUCACGAUAGAUACCAAAGGAGCAGGAACUGGAGGUUUGGGUUUGACAGUAGAAGGCCCAUGUGAAGCUAAAAUCGAAUGCUCAGACAACGGUGAUGGAACCUGCUCUGUCUCCUACCUGCCUACGAAGCCUGGAGAGUAUUUUGUAAACAUCCUGUUUGAAGAAGUUCACAUUCCUGGUUCACCAUUUAAGGCAGGCAUAGAAAUGCCAUUUGAUGUCUCUAAAGUCAUCGCUACGGGCCCAGGUCUGGAACGUGGUAAAGUAGGUGAGGCAGGGCUGCUGAAUGUCGACUGCACAGAAGCAGGGCCCGGGGACCUGCGGGUGGACAUGGUGUCUGAUGCUGGUUCCAAAGCUGAGGUCCAGAUCGAUGAUAACAAGGACGGGACCUACGUCGUAACGUAUGUGCCACUCUCAGCUGGCAUGUACACGAUCAAGAUGAGAUACGGAGGAGAGCAAGUGCCUAAAUUCCCAGCCCGGGUCAAAGUGGAGCCAGCUGUGGACACAAGCAGAGUUAAAGUGUUUGGGCCAGGAGUGGAAGGGAAAGAUGUCUUCCGAGAAGCUACUACGGAGUUCACUGUGGAUGCUCGACCUCUAACGAAGGCUGGUGGCGACCACAUCAGGACACAGAUCACGAGCCCUUCUGGCUCCCCCGCAGACUGUCUCAUCCAAGACAACGCUGAUGGAACGUAUUCAGUAGAGUACACGCCGUUUGAAAAGGGUCCACACACAGUCAGUGUAACGUAUGAUGGUGUACCUGUGCCAAACAGUCCCUUCAGAGUGAACGUGGCAGAGGGCUGCCAUCCCUCACGUGUGAAGGCACAAGGGCCUGGACUCAAAGAAGCUUUCACAAAUCAGCCAAAUGCCUUUUCGGUUGUCACCAGAGGGGCAGGAAUUGGUGGCCUUGGAAUAACUGUUGAAGGACCUUCAGAGUCUAAAAUUAGCUGUAAAGAUAACAAGGAUGGGAGCUGCAGCGCCGAGUAUGUUCCUUAUGUUCCAGGAGACUACGAUGUUAAUAUCACCUAUGGGGGAGAGCACAUUCCUGGCAGUCCCUUCAGGGUUCCUGUGAAGGAUGUUGUAGAUCCCAGCAAGGUGAAGAUAGCAGGACCAGGUCUGGGAACAGCUGUUCGAGCCAAAAUCCCACAGUCCUUCACUGUAGACACCAGCAAGGCAGGAGUAGCACCCCUCGAGGUGGUGGUGGCAGGACCCAGAGGACUUGUGGAACCUGUUAAUGUAGUAGACAAUGGAGAUGGCACUCACACGGUGGUCUACACCCCUACACAGGAGGGACCCUAUAUGAUCUCUGUCAAAUAUGCUGAUGAAGAGAUUCCUCGCAGUCCCUUCAAGGUGAAGGUGCUUCCUACGUAUGAUGCCAGUAAAGUGACGGCGAGUGGACCAGGGCUGAGUUCCUAUGGCAUACCAGCCAGCCUGCCUGUGGAGUUUGCUGUGGAUGCCAAGGAUGCCGGGCAGGGGCUUCUGGCUGUACAGAUCACUGACCAAGAGGGCAAACCCAAGAGAGUGGACAUUCAUGACAACAAGGAUGGCACGUACACAGUCACCUAUGUCCCUGACAAAACAGGCCGCUACACGAUUGGUGUGAAGUACGGUGGAGAUGACAUCCCGUCCUCCCCUUACCGGAUCCGGGCUUCUCCAGCUGGGGAUGCCAGCAAGUGUUUGGCCACAGGUCCUGGAAUUGCACCCACUGUGAAGACCGGUGAGGAGGUUGGUUUUGUGGUAGAUGCCAAAUCAGCAGGGAAGGGAAAAGUGACGUGCACCGUCCUGACGCCAGAUGGGACAGAAGCUGAAGCAGAUGUUGUUGAAAAUGAGGACGGGACUUACGAUAUCUUCUACACUGCUGCCAAACCAGGAACCUAUGUGAUUUAUGUCCGCUUUGGUGGGGUGGACAUUCCCAACAGUCCUUUCACCGUCAUGGCUGUAGAUGCAGAUGAUGCUGCCGUGCGGUCGCAGGAGCCUGUGGGUGCCUCCCCACCCGGAUUCCGCCCUUGGGUCACCGAAGAAGCUUAUGUCCCAGUUGGAGACAUGAAUGGCAUGGGAUUCAGGCCCUUUGAUAUGGUUAUCCCUUUUGCCGUAAGGAAAGGAGAAAUAACAGGUGAAGUACACAUGCCCUCUGGAAAGACAGAUACGCCUGAUAUUGUGGAUAACAAAGAUGGCACAGUAACAGUGAGAUAUGCCCCUACUGAGGUUGGGCUGCACGAAAUGCACAUAAAGUACAUGGGAAAGCACAUCCCAGAGAGCCCCCUGCAGUUCUAUGUGAAUUACCCCAACAGUGGCAGUGUGUCAGCUUACGGGCCUGGCCUCAUUUAUGGGGUUGCCAAUAAACCAGCAACUUUCACCAUUGUUACAGAAGAUGCAGGAGAGGGUGGGCUGGACUUGGCUAUUGAAGGACCUUCAAAAGCAGAGAUCAGCUGCAUUGAUAACAAAGACGGGACAUGCACAGUCACAUACCUGCCUACUCUGCCUGGCAACUACAGCAUCCUGGUCAAGUACAACGACAAGCACAUCCCAGGCAGUCCAUUUACGGCCAAGAUCACAGAUGAUAACAGAAGACGGUCCCAGGUUAAGCUUGGUUCUGCUGCUGACUUUUUGUUGGACAUCACUGAGACUGAUCUCAGUCUCCUAACAGCCAGUAUUAAAGCCCCAUCAGGUCGUGAUGAGCCUUGUCUUCUGAAGAGGCUACCCAAUAACCACAUUGGCAUCUCAUUUAUUCCUCGGGAAGUGGGAGAACAUCUGGUUAGCAUCAAGAAGAACGGGAGCCAUGUACCAAACAGCCCUGUAACAAUCAUGGUGGUCCAGUCUGAGAUAGGAGAUGCCAGACGAGCAAGAGUUUUUGGACGUGGUUUGGUGGAAGGACGCACCUUUGAAAUGUGUGACUUCAUUGUAGACACAAGAGAUGCAGGUUAUGGUGGGAUCUCACUGGCAGUUGAAGGACCCAGCAAGGUAGAUAUCCAAACUGAAGACCUAGAAGAUGGCACUUGCAAAGUGUCUUAUUUCCCAACUGUACCUGGCGUGUACAUCGUGUCCACUAAAUUUGCAGAUGAACAUAUUCCAGGCAGCCCAUUUACUGUGAAGAUAAGUGGUGAAGGAAGAGUUAAGGAGAGCAUCACACGAACAAGACGGGCCCCCUCUGUUGCAACAGUAGGAAGCAUAUGUGAUCUGAACCUAAAAAUACCAGAAAUCGAUUGUGGGGAUAUGACAGCCCAAGUAACUAGUCCUUCUGGAAGAAACUUUGAUGCUGAAAUUGUAGAAGUUGACAAAAACACCUACUGCGUCCGCUUUGUGCCUCAAGAGAUGGGGGUCCACACUGUGGAUGUCAAAUACAGAGGACAGCCAGUGACAGGCAGCCCCUUCCAGUUCACUGUGGGGCCACUGGGUGAGGGGGGAGCCCAUAAAGUGAGAGCUGGAGGCCCCGGGCUGGAGCGUGGAGAGACCGGUGUCCCAGCCGAGUUCAGCAUAUGGACACGGGAAGCUGGAGCUGGAGGACUGUCUAUUGCUGUAGAAGGCCCAAGUAAAGCAGAAAUUGCCUUUGAGGACCAUAAAGAUGGAUCCUGUGCUGUAUCAUACAUUGUUCAAGAGCCAGGCAACUAUGAGGUGUCCAUAAAGUUCAAUGAUGAGCACAUUCCCGAGAGCCCCUACCUGGUUCCCAUCAUCGCCCCCUCCGAUGAUGCUCGCAGGCUCACUGUCACUAGCCUUCAGGAGUCUGGAUUAAAAGUUAAUCAGCCGGCAUCGUUUGCUAUAAGGCUGAACGGGGCAAAGGGCAACAUCGAUGCUAAAGUCCACAGCCCCUCCGGAGCCGUAGAAGAGUGCCACGUGUCUGAGCUGGAGCCAGAUAAGUACGCCGUGCGGUUCAUCCCCCACGAGAACGGCAUCCACUCCAUCGACGUGAAGUUCAACGGCAGCCACGUGGUGGGCAGCCCGUUCAAAGUGCGCGUGGGCGAGCCGGGGCAGGCGGGCAACCCCGCGCUCGUCACUGCCUACGGAUCUGGCCUGGAGAGCGGUACCACGGGAUUGCAGUCGGAGUUUUUCAUUAACACGACCAAGGCUGGGCCAGGUACCCUCUCUGUUACAAUUGAAGGGCCAUCAAAGGUGAAAAUGGACUGCCAGGAAACUCCAGAAGGUUACAAAGUCAUGUACACACCCAUGGCUCCAGGAAACUAUUUAAUUGGAGUUAAAUAUGGUGGACCAAACCACAUAGUGGGCAGCCCCUUCAAGGCAAAGGUUACAGGACAGCGACUGGUUAGCCCAGGCAGUGCCAACGAAACUUCUUCCAUCCUGGUGGAGUCGGUGACAAGGUCAUCGACUGAAACUUGCUACAGUGCCAUUCCCAAAUCCAGCUCGGAUGCUAGCAAAGUGGUCUCCCGGGGAGCAGGACUCUCAAAGGCUUUUGUGGGUCAAAAAAGCUCCUUCUCUGUCGACUGCAGCAAAGCAGGUUCCAAUAUGUUGUUAGUUGGCGUCCAUGGACCCACAAUACCAUGCGAAGAGGUAUCCAUCAAGCAUUUGGGCAGCCAUCAGUACAACGUAGCCUAUGUCGUCAAGGAGAGGGGUGACUAUAUCCUGGCAGUGAAAUGGGGUGAUGAGCACAUCCCUGGGAGUCCCUUCCAUGUCACUGUUCCUUAAACACGCCGAGCGUGGGAGUCGCUCUUUGUGUUCAGAUUUAGAGUUAUACUGGGUGCAGUCCUGUUGCAAAAUGCAGUAUCUAGACACACAUGGCUCACAUUUCAGUACAGUCAGAAGUAAAACUCUGUAACGUUAUUUUUUACAAGCAUUUCACUUCUAUCCUACUUACCAACCUAUUUAAUACCCUCCUCAAAUUGUACCUUUGCAGUACUGUCUGGGUCACUGUUCAAUGUUUGGAGAAUCAUAUGGAUAGCUAGACACUAAUUUCCCUUGCGGACGGUAAAGACUUGGGAUGUUAAUUGAAACUGGAAUUUGUAAUUGGGUUUCUUAACUACUGAUCUUAUUUGACUGGAGACUUUACAUUUUAGUUAUGGAAUAUGACUUGGGCUGUCCCCAGUUCAAAUUGUUUUCUGUAAAGAAAUGAGGUAAAACUGGUACUAUAAUAGGUGCCUUUGUAUACUUGAUCAAUUUUAACGCUUAACAUUAUAAAAAGCUACAAAAAGUGGCUUUACCACUCAAAUUUUAAAUGUUUCUGAAAAUGCUUUGCUAAUGGUUUACAUUUAGGAAAAGUUUCUGUUUUAUAGCAAACCAAAAGCAGACUGCAAGUGAAUUCCUGGAAGCUUUCAGCCCUUCUGUGCUAACGCUUUGUAAAUCUAGACAGGUAGCUUUUUGUCCAUGAUGCCAGCACCACGGCUUUUAAUUAGCUUGGGAUUCCGCUGAGGUUUCUGUAACUUUACAAGUAACUCCCCACACUCUUUUCAAUUCAUUUUAAGAACAGUCCCCGGUUUGACUGGCUUAAAUAAAGCCUCUGAACUUGCUGAGCCUGCGUGACCCAAAAUUGAUGCAGGUCAGAGCGCAGUGGCGUGUUGCAAAGAUGAUGAGCAGUUCCCCUGGGAGCUGCAGGCCAAGCAAAUAGCUGAGCUGGUGCAAGGAAGCCAGUCUGGGGACGGCACCCCACAUCUGUAGUCAGGUAUGGGAUGAGAGGGAGGGUGAGUGUGUGAAUUUACCAAUAGCAAUACCAGUCAACAAACCCGCCUUUGGUGCAGGUCUCGGUAUAUCUCAGUCCAAGGACCUGCCUGAAGCACACUCAUCUCUCCUGAAAACCCCUUCAUGCUGCAAAAGGCAUUCUUGUGGAGGGUCAGGGAGUGAAAGCUUCCAUCAUAACUUGUCUCCUUGUCCUGGAUUACUCCAUGCUACUUCCCAAACACGUAUCUGAAUUGCUGUCAGCUGCUGGGGCUUUAGUAGACUCUCCAAAUGAGCUUUAACUCUGUGAUUAGGAAGUAGGAUUUGUUGAAAACCUGUUGAAACAUCACUGUCUGUCCCUAGGGAGAAGUUCACGCUUAUGGUUCUGUAGUUAGGUGUGGAUGCACUGCUCUCCAGCACAGUCAUUGGGGAAAUAAACGAAGGUUGGGUUUUUUUUUUUACUGUGCUUUUUUUUUGUGCCUUAAUGUGAAAUGCUUACUAUAUUGUAAACUAGGAAGUAAAAACAAAAUAAACUGGAAUAAAAUGCAGGAUUGUAAAA
Messenger RNA from Colius striatus (speckled mousebird), 9560 nucleotides. RefSeq names its product filamin B (gene FLNB). Gene Ontology annotation, biological process: actin cytoskeleton organization. The transcript has 46 exons. Gene Ontology annotation, molecular function: actin filament binding. The coding region runs from base 170 to 8038 and encodes 2622 amino acids. NCBI's taxonomy places the organism in Eukaryota, Metazoa, Chordata, Aves, Coliiformes, Coliidae. The record is from RefSeq and is a predicted model, not a curated record.